Molecule: messenger RNA, 3196 nt
Organism: Pseudonaja textilis
Lineage: Eukaryota; Metazoa; Chordata; Lepidosauria; Squamata; Elapidae
Source: RefSeq, a predicted model, not a curated record
AAACUACAUUUCCCACAAUGCUUUUCUCCAUCCGAAGCGUCUGCUUUGCUCCCUGCGUCUUUUGACAAAGCUAUUUCUGCCGCACAAAGUGGAGCUCUCCAGGCUGACCGGCUCCCCAUUUCUUCAAACAGAUGCUGUGACGCAUAAUUGGUGCCUGUCGCCAUGCGGCUAGCAGAGUAGCAUCGCUCCUGCGCCGUGGGGAUUUGGCAGAGGGCAUGUUGGCUUCCAAGAACAAAACAUGACAAACAGGCAUCCCCCAAAAGCCAGAAGGGUCUCCAUCCGUUCCUUACUCAGCCAGUGAAAAAUAUCCUCAUGCGGCUGCUUCCAAAGAUGGGGCUCACGAACCAAAGUCUUCAUGAAAUAAAAUAAAAAGGACAGCAAAGCGGAAAAUGACGGUUUGUUUGACAAAAUCCUGCGGAUGCAGGGAGAGAACAGACCUGAGGAAUCUCUUACUCUGUCCUCCUUUCAGUUGUUCCAUUAUGACAAAUAAACUUAAAUAAAGAAGCGUUUCACGCAUUUUAAAAGAAAGAGUGAGUGUUUAACAAAAGAUGCAGGUCUUUACAACUGCUUGGAUAAUGAUGGAGAUGCGGCAGCUGAACUUUUCCCUUGUCUUGAACACAGCAUUAUGGACAGUAAUGGUAUCCCUUCUGCGCAGUUCGGUGAUGGGUUUGAUCUGGACAUGGAAACUAUGCCUCCAGACCCACCUUGGGAUCCUUUGCAAGAAUCUCUAUUCCCAGAGUUGCAAGUAAAGUCUGAGCCAGUCUCCCCUGCCUCAUCGCAUUGCUCCGAUUCAUCUGUGGCCUCCUCCGAUUCUUCUGUGGCAGGCUCCUCUUCGGCCGAACUCUCAGAGCAGGUCGCUGGACCAGAUGACGUGAUUGGAGUAAAAACAGAGCAUCCUCCAACCCCUCCGUGCAUGUUUGGAGAUGUCCUUUUACCUCCCUUUGGAACUGUACACAUAAACGUGGUCCCGGCUUCCGAGACAGGGAAACCAGCAGCUCCCUAUAAAACAGAGAGCAUCCUUAGUCGGAAACCCCCCAUUCAACCAAAGCCAGUCGUGGUGACCACUGUCCCAGGACAGCCAGCCACCUCUUCCAGUAAGACCAUCUUGUUGCAGCCAGUACCUGUAACCCAAUCGCAGAGUGUCAACCCUGCAAUCUCAGUUCCAGCACAGAGUGUUGUGAUUUCCCAAUCUGAGCUGCUGCAUCUCCCAGUGUCUGGUUUGAUCAAGGUUCAGUCUCCAGUAAAGGAGGUUCUCUCGCCUAAACCAGCCCCCUCAGUCCCCAAGCCAGAAGCUAAAACUAUCAUCCCUGCACCAGCACAGAUAGGACCCUGCAACCAAGAGAUUGAUAUCAAGGUCUUGAAAAGGCAGCAGCGGAUGAUAAAAAAUCGUGAAUCAGCUUGUCAGUCCCGCCGAAAAAAGAAGGAAUACCUCCAAGGAUUGGAAUCCCGGCUGCGAGAGGCCCUUGCAGAGAAUGAGAGGCUACGGCGUGAGAAUGCUCUUCUUCGGCGCCGGCUAGAUGGUGUCCUGGAUGAGAACAGCGACCUGAAGUUUGGCUCCGGGAACCGAAAAGUGAUCUGCGUCAUGGUUGUGCUGCUCUUCAUAGCCUUCAAUUUUGGGCCUGUCAGCAUCACUGAGCGCAAAGUUGCCAAUGUGUCUCAGCCCAAGCAGGAACCGGAGUCUGGCCCAGGCCAGAGGCAUCUUCUAAGCAUUACACAAGAAGCUCUUGAAAUGCCAGAAGAGGAGCAGGAGGAACAGCAAGAGGAGACCCUGGCAAGGCCAGGCAAGGCCCAAUUCAGGAACUUGUCAACUCCCUUCUCAGACAUGAAGGACCUCAUGUUGAGGGACCUGGACGAGCUGUUCCUCGCUUCAGAUUGCCGCCAAUUCAACCGCACUGAAUCGCUCCGGUUGGCAGAUGAGCUCAGUGGCUGGGUCCGGCGACACCAGAUCAACCGGCGGAAACCUUUACAAACUCGCAAAGCAGCUCAGAGCAGCCAGGAGAAGCCACAAAAGAAGUCUCCGAGCCCUUCCCACUAUGUUCCAGCCAGUCCCCCCAAAUACCCCGAGGGGGAUUCUCUGAGACAGUUACAGGUGUACCAUCAUCCCGAUCAUACAGAGCAUGACUUCAUGGAUGCCAUUGACCGCCGAGAGGAUACUUUUUACGUUGUGUCCUUCCGCAGGGACCACCUGCUGCUGCCUGCCAUCAGCCACAACAAGACCUCUCGCCCUAAAAUGUCCCUGGUGAUGCCGGCCAUGGCUCUGAACGAGAGCCUCUAUGGCUCCUCCCUGGGCUACGAAGUCAUGAUGCAGGUCGACUGCGAGGUCAUGGACACCCGCGUUAUCCACAUCAAGAGCUCCACGGUGCCCCCUUUCCUGAGACGCCAAGGCACCACCCCAUCCGACAACCGCACCCAGCCGUCCCCUCCGGCCUUUUCUGGGAAACCCCCCCGCACAACGUUGCGGUCUCAUCGCUCCACUCUGUCCACGGCACGGCGGCAUUCCCCUCGCACCCUCUACUUUGGGGAACACGGAGGGGGCUAGCGGGAAAUCUGGAAAAGGUGGAGAAGACAUUCCUGGAAGUGACAUUCUUCCAACCAGGGACUUGGAUGUCCCUCCCGCCCCCCCCGCUCCUCGGGGCCACCCCUGCCCGAAAGGCGGAUGGGUAUACCGUACGCUGGUUGGGCAGAUCUGGGGGCCUUUACUCUCCUCUCUCCCACCCCUCAAGCCUCUUAAAAAGUUCCUUGGCCCACGCCCAACUGCCGCUUCCAAGAAGGCUUCAUGGAGUUUUCUCCCACAAGGAGCGGGUCGCGUGGUGAGCUGCUGCUGCUGCUGUGGGGCCCGGGGCCCGAGCAUUGCCCCAAAGAAACCUCUGGCUCAUCUCCUUGGGGUGGGGGGAGGCCAAGAGAGAUUGCUGGGUGAAAUAAGGGAAGGACACAAGAGGUGUCCACAACUACUGUCUGCGAGAGCUGGGAAGCGUGAAGAGUGUAAAGAAGGAUGAAUGUUAUGUCUUUUCCCCAAAAGAGGGAGAGACCGAAAGAUGAGAGAGUGUGAGUGGGUUGAGUGUGUGUGUUGAAGUGUGUAUGCUGUCCUCUUCAAAAUUGCUCUGGUGGCACUUAGGCCUGCUGUCCUGGGUCCUUUUUUGUGUGUGUGUUUGUAUUUUCCCUAAUUGUGGUUUUUUUUUUUUUUUAAAUAAAGAAU